Rhodofomes roseus is the source of this 1410-nucleotide messenger RNA. Its product is annotated as P-loop containing nucleoside triphosphate hydrolase protein. The transcript has 6 exons. Gene Ontology annotation, cellular component: chromosome; nucleus; cytoplasm. The annotation marks the transcript as partial. Gene Ontology annotation, molecular function: nucleic acid binding; 3'-5' DNA helicase activity; ATP binding. Lineage: Eukaryota; Fungi; Basidiomycota; Agaricomycetes; Polyporales; Fomitopsidaceae. Gene Ontology annotation, biological process: double-strand break repair via homologous recombination. The record is from RefSeq and is a predicted model, not a curated record.
AUGACUAGCAAGGUGCCCGUCGAACUCGCGAAUACGCCGUUUUACCCCGAGGUCAAGCGCAAACUGCGACAAAUCUUCGGCUUGACCACCUUCCGGCCAAAUCAGCUGCAGGCUAUAAGCACGACGUUAUCCGGCGAGGACGCCGUUGUGCUAAUGCCCACGGGUGGUGGGAAGAGUCUCUGCUACCAGCUUCCCGCCGUUUGCGACACCGGCAAGACUCGCGGCGUUACGGUCGUGAUCUGUCCACUGCUUGCGCUUAUGCUCAAUCAAGUCGAAGCGCUCAAGGAGAAGGGCAUCGACGUCGUCUAUUUCAAUUCGGACCAAGCUGCGGAUGAAAGCAACGAAGCGACCCGUCGCCUCCGCGAGAAAGGGAAACGCCCGCGCAUCUUCUACAUAACCCCCGAGAAGUUUAAGGGUAGCUCACACGUCAACCAGCUGUUGAGUCAGAUGAAUAACGACGGGGAGCUCGCGCGCUUUGUGAUCGACGAGGGCCAUCUCGUCAUCAAGUGGGGCCGGGACUUCCGUGAGGCGUACAAGUAUCUCCAAUGCUUGCGACAGAACUUCCCUGGGAUACCCAUCAUGGCGCUUACAGCAACGGCGACGCAGCAAGUGAAGGAGGACCUCAUCCGUAUCCUUGGUAUUCGCGGGUGCAAGGUGUAUUGGCAAUCAAUGAAUCGCCCUAACCUCAACUACGAGGUGCGACCGAAGAAGACAGUCGAACGAGAGAUCGUGAACUUCAUUCGUACAUACCACCCGGACGCGACGGGCAUCAUCUACGGGCGGAGUCGGCAGACGUGCGAGAACCUUGCCAAGAAGUUGCGCGAAGACCAUGGUUUCAAAGCCCGUCAUUUUCACGCGGGGUUGCAGCCCGCAGACAAGAAGGACGCCCUCGCACAAUGGCAGAACGGGCGAUGUAAGAUCAUCGUCGCUACGAUUGCGUUCGGGAUGGGUAUUGACAAACCAGACGUGAGAUACGUGAUCCAUCACGAUCUCCCCAACGAUCUAGACGGGUACUAUCAGGAAACCGGUAGGGCAGGCCGCGAUGGCAAGCCCGCAGACUGCAUCAUGUACUACUCCUUCGGCGACGUGAAUCAGCGACGGCGCCAGAUCCGUGACAACAGGGAGUGCAAUCCUAGCGAAAGGGAGCAUCAAGAACAAGAGAUACUACGUGUGGCGCAAUUCUGCCAGAACAAUGUCGACUGUCGUCGUACUCAGGUCCUCGCAUACUACAAUGAGACUUUCGACCCCGCUCUAUGUGAUGAUGGUUGUGACAACUGCCGGAAUCCGUCCGGGAUCGAGGAGGAAGACGUCACGGAGAUGGCCGUCAAGAUCAUUAAUCUCGCCGAGGCUCUCAUCGACGAUGGCAGGUUCAAUGUUACGAGGAACCAAUUGCUUGACGUCUUAUGGGGG